This is a messenger RNA of Nerophis lumbriciformis (worm pipefish), 1080 nucleotides long. The record is from RefSeq and is a predicted model, not a curated record. NCBI's taxonomy places the organism in Eukaryota, Metazoa, Chordata, Actinopteri, Syngnathiformes, Syngnathidae.
AUGAGGGAAGGAGGCAAGGCCCCCAAGACCAACAUAGCAACUAAAAGCUUCCCGUGCAUCUUGCAGCGUGCUUCUGACUGGGAGAUGAGAGUUGACCUGAAGAAAAAGCUUGUUUUCCCGCAGGACGUGGCAGCGACCUCUUUCUGGCCAGACAUGAGAAUUCCCUUCAUCGGGCCCAUAAAUGGUGGUAUACAGGAAGGCACAUCCAUCACCAUCACUGGAGUGGUCCAACAUGGAGUUGAAAGGUUUCAUGUGAAUUUACAGUGUGGCUCCAACCCAAAUGCAGAUGUUGCUCUCCAUUUUAACCCACGGUAUGACAUUUGCCCGAGCUACGUUGUAACCAAUACCUUCCAGCAUGGUUGUUGGGGUAGUGAAGAAAGGAAGAAAAACUCUCCUUUGGCCACUGGCACCGACUUCAAGCUGCUCAUCACGGUCUCCAAGGAUUUCUACCAGCUUUACGUCAAUGGCUCUCACUUUAUGGAGUAUCGGCAUCGUAUUCCGUUUUCCCGAGUGAACACCAUCUCAAUUGCUGGGAAAGUAGACAUUUCAUCCAUUACCUUCACAAACUCUAUGCCUGGUUUUCUACCUCAGCCAGGCUUUCCCCCAUAUGUGACGUAUCCAAACCAGGCAAUGUUUCCACCAUGUCCCGGAUUCCCUUCACAACCAGGAUUUGCUCCACCAGUCUAUGCUGUUCCAUACAAGGCCUUUCUCAGUGGAGGAGUUUUGCCUGGAAGGACAAUUACUAUCCAAGGGGCUGUUCACCCCAAUGCAACAAGGUUCCACAUCAAUAUUAACCACCCCACUGGCAUUGCUUUACAUUAUAAUCCACGUCUGAAUGAGAACAUUGUGGUUCGAAACACCAAGCAGGCGGAGAAAUGGGGCUCGGAGGAGCGGGAUGGCCUGAUGCCCUUCAGCAAGGGACAGCCUUUCACACUGAAGAUCUAUUGUGAGAGUCACUCCUUCAGGAUUAUGGCCAACGGGAUGCAUGUGCACGACUACAAGCAUCGUUUCACUCAACUGAAUCGCAUUUCAGAGCUGGAGAUUGAUGGUGACAUCACCAUCACCUCAGUUAAUGUGUAG